This is a messenger RNA of Melanotaenia boesemani (Boeseman's rainbowfish), 3219 nucleotides long. Its product is annotated as protein kinase C and casein kinase substrate in neurons protein 3. Gene Ontology annotation, molecular function: phospholipid binding; protein binding. The record is from RefSeq and is a predicted model, not a curated record. Gene Ontology annotation, biological process: cytoskeleton organization; plasma membrane tubulation; regulation of endocytosis. Gene Ontology annotation, cellular component: plasma membrane; endosome; cytoplasm. NCBI's taxonomy places the organism in Eukaryota, Metazoa, Chordata, Actinopteri, Atheriniformes, Melanotaeniidae. The transcript is spliced from 10 exons. The coding region runs from base 239 to 1405 and encodes 388 amino acids.
GAAGAAGCCAACUCAUCUGACACAACCAGUGGGCCAAAGAAAGGGGAAAAGCGGGAGCAGCACUGUCUAGUACGAAUGGAAAAUCAAAGUCGGAGAGGGCGAGGAAGAGUGUAAAGAAGAGGACACAGAGAGGAGACGACGCUGAGAGGCUGGAGAGGAGGAAAAAAGUUUUAAACAGCGAAACAAGAGCAGAAAAAAGGGAAUCAGAAGAGUCCCCAACUUUCAAAGAGAGAGCACGAUGUCGACGCUGUCAUCUGAAAGCAGCCCUGAGGAUGUGAACAAUCGCAGCUUCUGGAUGCCUGGGAACUAUCAGCGCACAGUGAAGCGCACAGAGGAUGCUUUCCAGGCCUGUAAUGACAUCGUGGCAUGUUUCCAAGAGAGGGCACGCAUGGAGAGGCAGUACGCUCAGCAGUUAAGUGAAUGGAGCAACAAGUGGAAACCAGUAGUAGACUCCAGUCCUUUAUACGGCUCUCUUCUGAAGGCUUGGCAGUGUUUUCUGUCCUCCGCUGACCGGCUGGCCUCCUUACACGCCUCCAUCUGUCGCUCUCUGGUGUCGGAAGAUGGAGACCGGGUCAGGACCUGGCAGAAGGACACCUUCCACAAGAAAUUAUUUGGAGGCUUUAAAGAGUCUCAGGACAUCGAGACAGGCUUUGCACGUGCUCAGAAGCCGUGGGCCAAACGCCUUAAAAAGCUGGACAAAGCCAGAAGGGCAUAUCACAAGGUGAGUCGCAAGGAGCAGGCAGCCAGGGAGCGAGAGGCACAUGCUCAGGGAAACCCAGACGUCGCCAUCGACAAACAGAAGAAGAUCCAAGAGGAGAGAGAGUUAGUUCAACAGGAAUCCGAGAAGGUUCGUGCCCGCUAUGAGAAAGUCCUGGAGGAGGUGAAUCGCUACGCUCCUCGCUACAUGGAGGAGAUGGAGUCCAUCUUUGACCAAUCCCAGGACGAGGAGCGCAAGAGGAUCAUGUUUCUCAAACAGGCCUUCCUCUCCAUCCACAAACACCUGGACAUUACCAACGAUGAAAGUGUGAGGGCAGUGUACAGUGAGCUCCACAACACACUGAUGGCCAUUGAUGAGCAAGAGGAUCUUCGCUGGUGGAAAAACACCCACGGACCCGGCAUGCCAACCGACUGGCCACACUUCCAGGAAUGGACACCUGAAAAGAAAAAUAAAAAAGGGAACAAAGAAGUGGAAAAGAAAGAAACAAUAGAGAAAAGUGUGAUGAUUGGUGGAGUGAAAGUAAGAGCUCUGUAUGAUUAUGUGGGCCAGGAAACAGAUGAGCUGUCCUUUAAAGCAGGUGAGGAGUUUUUGAAGGUUGAGGAUGAAGAUGACCAGGGCUGGUGUCGGGGGAUGAAGGAUGGUGGCUGGGAGGGGCUUUACCCUGCUAACUAUGUGGAGGUGGUAUAGUUACUGUGUGAGGACUGAAUAUGGAAAAUCUUGAUGUUCACGUGGUUCGUCUAUCAGCUUGACUAAACGUCUAAAUGUCAGAAAGAUCAAAGCAGUGCUGUAAAAAAAUCAACACCAUGUAGCUGUUAGCCAAAGAUGAGCAUCCAAUCACACUUUGGUGGCUAAUUUGGCUCAAAGAGAGGUUUAAAACUGAGCAGGGUUGUAAUCUCUUGAAGGAAUUUUUCUUUUUUCAAAUGUUUUAAUAUAUACAGUAUGCAGAGACCAUUUGUAUCAGACACACAUGUAUACAAGGCUUUCAUAUAAGUAAAAUAACCAUUUGCUGGAACCUAAAGGUACACUAACACAUAUGGUGCUGAAAUUAUGGAGUUUUCUUUAUUUUUUUAUUACCACAACACUUUGACAUUAAAAUGCUCACAAAGCUUCACAGCACAAAGUAUGAAGAGAGUAAUUAUAAUUAAUCUGAAGCAGCCGUACACUUAGAGACAGCGAGGUAGAUUUCUCUUCUGUUUCUGUGGCUUAAAGGAAAAGGUUGAAGUCAUGAGGAAUGGUUUUGUUUGUGUUUGAACCUUCAAUUUGAGAAAAAUAAGACUGACAACAGUUUUCAUCUCUGUGUUGUGACCCCAGGAGAAACUGCUAAUAGCAGCAUCAAUAAAUGUCCAUGGGCCACCAAGGAUGUUUUAGUUUUUAUUUAUUUUUUAUUAUGAUUAUUUAAAGCAUUUUCAAAAAUGCUUUAAACUAACAGUUUAUCAUUUGAUUAGCUUCUGAAAGUGAAAGGAGAUGGUCCUAAAACCAGAGAAUUAAAACCCAACCCUGGAUUUUUUUUAGCACAACUAAAAAAGCAAGUUCAAGUGUACUGUGAAAAGAAAAUGAAAAUAACUCUUUUGGCUGUUUAUAUGUGAGGAAUCUCAAAUGAAAUGCAGUUAACAGGUAAAUUGAACUGCAGUACUCAUAAACACAUUUAUUCUUAUUGCUUCAUUACCAACUUGGAUUGACUGACUUGUUUCUUUCUUCUGUGUGUUUUGUUGUUUAAUCAGUUAUUUGCUGACAAAAACAACAAAGGAAGCUGAUGAAAAGAGUACCCUGCUUCAAGGCAAGCUAUUUUCAUCCAGGUUUCAAGUAUACUAAGUACUAUAUUGUCAGUUAAAUGAUAUAUUAGAGGUACAUGAGGAUUUCAAUUAAAUGGACAGUUGGUAGUUCAAUCAAUGGCUCACAAUGAAUGUGUAAAAUGGUCCUGAUGGCUGGGUGGGUGCUGGGUCAUGCUCAAAUGCUUGAAUAAGAAACUCAUUUUAAAGCCCUUUUUCUGUCAAGGAUGCAGUAAAAGUGAUGUCUGUUUCUCAUUUUCACAUUUUGAUAUAUCAGCAGGUUCCUCUCAAUUUUUUGCCAUUCCCGUUUUCCGAUGCUAAUGGAUCAGGAUGAUUAUAAUUUUGGGAUUUUGAUUAUCGAUGUUCUCGGAAAAAAGAACCCAGGUCAAAACAUUAUUGUGAUCCAGUGCUAUCUCUGUGGUCCAUGUUUGGAGAUGAAACUGAUACCACUCGUCUGCACCAGGACCUCAGUCAUACUUUUCAGCAUGUCACGCUGUUCCAUUAAGAUAAGACUGGGGAGCAUAUGUUUUUUCUUCCUCUAUUAUCUAACUAUGUGUUGCUAGAUUGUGUGUAUGAUAUCUGAAAAUGGAAGUAUCUUUACCAAAGUAUAACAACAUGCUGCGCUUGUCUUGUUCAAAGCCUUCUUCAAUAUUCUGUCUGUGCUACUAUUUUAUUUCUUAUGUAAAAACUAUGAUUUUACAAAUAAAAUUUGAAGCUCACGACUCAAAACAA